Messenger RNA from Scleropages formosus (Asian bonytongue), 1084 nucleotides. Its product is annotated as S-phase kinase-associated protein 1-like. Bases 144 to 659 code for a protein of 171 amino acids. The transcript is spliced from 6 exons. Gene Ontology annotation, biological process: ubiquitin-dependent protein catabolic process. Lineage: Eukaryota; Metazoa; Chordata; Actinopteri; Osteoglossiformes; Osteoglossidae. The record is from RefSeq and is a predicted model, not a curated record.
CAUGGCUGCUAUGUGUCCCAGUGACUAAUCCUGGGUGAAAUCUCACUUUCUUAAGACUAAGGCUGCGUGUGACAGUGAGAAAUCUCAAGUGUCCCAGCAGUGAAGACUGUGCGAAAGAGAAAGUGUAAAAUCUCUGGGUUCGAAUGAAGGCUAUGUGUGAGAUUUCGAUGCCUACGAUUAAACUGCAGAGUUCAGACGGAGAGAUAUUUGAAGUGGAUGUUGAAAUUGCAAAACAGUCUGUGACCAUCAAAACUAUGUUGGAAGAUUUGGGGAUGGAUGACGAAGCCGACGACGACCCGGUCCCACUUCCUAAUGUAAAUGCAGCCAUCCUCAAAAAGGUGAUCCAGUGGUGCACACACCACAAAGAUGACCCUCCACCUCCUGAGGAUGAUGAGAACAAGGAGAAGAGGACUGAUGACAUCCCUGUGUGGGACCAGGAAUUCCUCAAAGUGGAUCAGGGAACACUUUUUGAGCUCAUUUUGGCUGCAAAUUAUUUGGACAUUAAGGGACUAUUAGAUGUGACUUGCAAGACCGUUGCAAACAUGAUCAAAGGCAAAACUCCGGAAGAAAUAAGGAAGACAUUCAACAUCAAAAAUGAUUUCACUGAAGAGGAGGAAGCACAGGUGCGCAAAGAGAACCAGUGGUGUGAGGAGAAGUGAGACGAGGCUUGUUUCAGAGUCGUUGUUGCACUACUGUUAAUACUUAAUGAUUCUCAUCCACUCAUUGCAUGACUUCUUGUAAAACUUAAAGCUAAACUUCAUUUUGGAGGUAUUGCUAAAAUUGUAAGAUUAGUGAUUAAACUGUGGUUUCUCUUUUUUUACUGGAAUUUUUCUUGAAUAAACAGGUUUUUAAAUGAUCUGCAAUUUCAUAUUUCAAAAACAAUCCAUGUUUGGCAUCUUUUAGCAAGUACAAAUAAGUGGUAGAGUCAAUGUGUGAUGUACCCUUUCAGUUUGUUCUUUUGAAGUAUGAUUUACAUGGUCAUGUCAUUUACCUAGAAGUGUUUCACACAUGCUGAAACCUUUAAGUUGCACGAGUUAUCACCUAUUACCUGGAAUAUUAAUAAACAUAUUUAAUGUGCUGUGAA